Messenger RNA from Chara braunii, 945 nucleotides. The record is from the annotation of a GenBank genome assembly. NCBI's taxonomy places the organism in Eukaryota, Viridiplantae, Streptophyta, Charophyceae, Charales, Characeae.
ACGGAGAGUUCCAUCCACUUUGCGAGCAAAGAGGACGAGUGCACCCCACGGGGAGUUGCUGGGUUUAAUGAAACCCAGUCUCAGGAGCUCCUCAAGCUGACGUUUGAGUUCGGUGGCCUCGGGAAUCGAGAGUCUGUAGGGUGCCUGGUGGUGAACACGAUAGUCAGGCACAAGCUGAAUGGAGUGUUCGACGUCACGCAUCGGUGGGAUGCCGACGUACGAGAACGACGAUGGAAAAACGUCGUGGUACUCUCAGAUGAGGUCACGAACUGCGGGCUCCAGGUCAGCCGUAUAUCGUGCGAGUUCCUCAGCGUCAGCGUCAGCGCGCGACGGCGGGGUGGACUCGACGGACGGCGGAGGGACGGAAGUAGAGAUGGGAGCCAUGGAGAUAGAAGGUGGAUCUGGCUCCAGAGGGAGGAGCUCGACGUCGGUACAGGGUGGAUCAUCGUGUAAGACAUCCGUCACGUUCACCAUAAAGAAGGUGACGUCAUCCUGUCGGAUGAAGUGGGCGAACUGCCGAGGCGAAGUGACAGUGAUAGAAGGAGAAGGUGUGGGCACAGAAGGCUCCGGGAGAGGAGGAUCGGGGCAUGGUGUCGCAGUGGUACCUAUGAAAGGUACGCGAUACGUCUGUCCGCACUUCGUUUUGAGAACGAGAGUGUUGGUCGCCCAAUCGGCCUCGGUGCUGCGGAACCGACGAGACCACGGAGUGUCGAGAAUGAAGUCGUACCCCGUCUCCAUCACAUCAAAAUGUGCAGAGAAGCGGUGGCGACAAGACGCCAGGGAACGAUCAGUCAGCUCCAGAGUGAGGAAGAAAGGGAGGUCGGUGAUCGAAGAAGCGCUGGGUCUUGUCAUCCCCUAAGGUAACGGAGAUGGGAGUCGGAGACCCUGUUGUGGGUAAGCGAGCUUCUUUCACCACGCGUGGGUGAAUAAAGUCGCCCUGAGAAC